Rhododendron vialii is the source of this 1034-nucleotide messenger RNA. RefSeq lists its product as uncharacterized. Gene Ontology annotation, molecular function: cytoskeletal motor activity. Gene Ontology annotation, cellular component: myosin complex. Lineage: Eukaryota; Viridiplantae; Streptophyta; Magnoliopsida; Ericales; Ericaceae. Bases 99 to 788 code for a protein of 229 amino acids. The record is from RefSeq and is a predicted model, not a curated record. The transcript is spliced from 4 exons.
GGGAGAAAACCCCAAUCGGUUAUCUUCUCCGCUGCACAACCCUUCUUCCCACAGAGGAUCCGGAUCCGGAUCCCAGUUCAUUCGCAUCAAGAAAAAAAAUGAGCCGAUUCCAAUCCCAACGGCGCGUCCAGAUCGACGAUGCCCAAUCCACCCGCUUCGACGACGACGAAACCCUAGAAAACGUCGACGGCGACGACGACUAUCAAGGAAGACAAGGAAGCCUCAAGCUCAGGCCGUCGGGCAGCGACGUGACGGAAGAUCAAGAGCUCUUUAUGGGCGUCAAGGUCCGUAGGAAAGCCUCUCGCUACAGGGAUUAUGUGGGUGACUAUAUCGACGUGCCUUCGCACCCUCACCUCAUUAAGAUUCUUGAUAAACAAGGCGACAAGAAAGUUGUGUUCGCCGAUAGAGUGUUGAAGUUUACUGGCUCAGGGAAGAUGAAACGACGCAUUCUGUUAAUUACUGAUUUUGCGAUUUACAUUGUUGAUCCGGACACAGCUGCUCUGAAAAGACGUAUUGCGCUGGCUGCUCUCGAAAAGCUUUGCUUGAGUGAACUGAGUGAUAACUUUUUUGCAAUGAUCAUUCCAACUGAAUAUGAUAUCCUCAUGGCUAGUACCCGAAAGACUGAAAUUGUAACGGUGUUAGUAGAAGCUCUCAAGAGCACUUCCGAAUAUGAACUCGAGGUGGUGUUAUCCAAUAGUUUCAAGUAUCAUGCUGCUGCUGAUCUGGUGAAGGAAGUCCAAUUUGAUGAAGUUGAAGGUGGUGUUAAAACAAGAAUUUUGCGGAAAUGAGUCGCCCGUUACGCUUGCCAUCCUAUGUUUCAACGAAUGAAUUGCUUACACCCGUCAUAUAAAGUUUGAUUGAUUAUUUCCAUGUCAUGUAUCCGAGUCAUAUAGAGUGUUGUACCUUAUAUUUUCAUCUUCUGUUUGUAUUUUUGUGUCUAAUUGUUUUUUUCUGUAGACACAUUCGAAUACGGAUGUACAAGUUUUGAUUAAUAAGAUGUGUCAGUCGAUAUGAAAGAGUUUACCAUUGCAGAC